CCACACACUCUGCCCGGAAAGCUAAUUUCGGGCGCUUGGCUAACCCUUCCUCGCUAGAAAAACACCGCAGGAACGAACUGCUGUUGACUCAUGUAUUUAGCAGUUUUUGUUACAAUAUCAGAAUUCUGUCCCAGGAAAACGCAGCGAGUGAAGGUGAAUUUAUCAUAAUACAGAUAAAAGAUGGAGGGUGACAACUGCAGUUUUCCUCCGGAUUUGUCUGAUGAUCAUUCGCAAAGAGGAAGUGUGGCUUCUUCCGCAACACUUUCCCGUGCUCAGGACGUGCUCGUGUAUUUGUUUGGUGAGAGCGCGGUCCACUUAUCCCUGGAAGGGCUCGGCAGCGUUUCCGUGCAGGAGUUGGGCCGUAGCGUUCGUGAAGCCCUGCAGAUCCCAGAGUCCGCACCGGAUGCUUUCGCCUUUUGGCUCUGCUCUCCGUUGCUUGAGCUGCAGCUGAAGGCGAGGCAUCAGCCGUACAAGCUGUGCAGGCAGUGGCAGGAUCUGCUGUAUCGAUUCACCGACGCGUCAGAAGACGACAUUUCACAAGAUGAACCAUAUCUGCAGUACAGGCGCAACGUGUUUUACCCGAAAUCUAAAGAGCUGCAGAUUAAAGAUGAGACGGUGUUGAGACUUCUCUACGAGGAGGCCAGGAGCAACAUCCUCUCUGGCCGGUACCCGUGCGACCCGGAGCACUGGGCCGGGCUCGGCGCCUUGUCCCUCGCUCUUGAAGAGGGGCCUGGUCUCGACAGCCAGCAGAUCACCACUAAAAUCAGGGAAAAGAAGCUGCCUUCCUUCGUGCCGGCUCACGUCGCCGUGGGCAGCGGAGGGUUUUUCUCCACCCUGCGGGGGAAAUCGAGCCGCCAGGCAGAGCUGGAGCAGAAGCUCUCCGAGGAGUACGGAAAGAUCAGCAAGUCCACUGGAGGCUCUCCGGAGCCUCAGCAGCUCCUGCACCAGUACCUCAGCAUGUGUCACUCUCUGCCUUAUUACGGGUGCGCCUUUUUCUGCGGGGAGAUUGACAAGCCAGUUCAAGGCAUCCUCCAACGGGGAAGACGUAAAGCUGUCAGUGUCGGGAUCUGCCUGGACGGAGUUUAUGUGAUGGACGUGAAGGAGAAGCAUGUGCUGCUCGGGCUGCGUUUCAGCGAGCUCUCGUGGGACCACAGUCGCCCCGAAGAGGAGGGGGACUCGCACAUUCUGUGGCUGGAGUUUGACGGGGAGGAAGACGGCACUCCCGUCAACAAGCUGCUGAAGAUUUACUCAAAACAAGCCGAGUUAAUGAGCGGCUUUAUAGAGUUCUGCGUGGAGCUGAUGUCUACGUCAGAGGGGGGCGCCGCCAACGAGUUGGGCGUUCCUCAGGAGCCCGCCGGACAGGAAGCCGGCACCAGGAAUGGCCGCGGAGGGCGCCGCGGGAUGCUGCAAAGGCAGGGCAGCGUCGUGUGCAGCCGGUUCCACUCCCUUAACACCAUCAGCUACGUGGAUAACGGCAAAGAAAUCAAACGCUUAAAGCCAAAAAGAGCCGCGUCCUUCUUCGCUCGGCAGGCCACGGCGCCCACCUACUCCGCCGUGAACACUGAGAGCCUGGAGCAGGGUUAAACCUCUCUGCCUCCGUCUUCUCGACGACCAAACCUGAACGUUUUUACACUGAGAAGUGAAAAAUAAGACUUUUUUUUUUCCUUUUUUUUUAUUCAGCUAGUCUCUGAGCAAACCAAGGACCAAGUAAGGGGCGUCUAUGUGUGGGUGUGUAUUUAUCGUUUUAAAGUGGUGUACAGUAUGAGAGUACAUUAAUGUGAAAACUUAAGAUCUUUCUAAAACCCGAACCUGCAAAGAUUGAACUGAACUCGCCGGGCGGCAGACGGCCAUCCAAACGCUCUUCGGCGGAGACGAACCUCAGAGAAAUCCGCUGAGCGUAAACUAUUUCUGAGCUCUUCUGCAGAGUGCUGUUCUUCAAACAUGCCACACCUCAAAGGAGCAUAAACCACCACAGUACCUCUUUUUUUUUCUUUUAGCUUUCUAUCAAGAUUGUUGCAGCUUCCCCUCAGUCAGCAUGACCAACACUUUUAGGGGGGGAGUAGCUUAAGGGUGCGAAGGCAUUAUUCUGCUUUUUUCUUUUCAAACUACCGGUGCCUUGUUCUCACGAUCGACGGUGAAGCCAAGUAGGAGAAGCACUGGUAGAAACAUAAAGGGUUCACUGUUAUGGCAGCACAUCUGCUGUGCUGCGGAAGUUUCUUGUGAGUACAUUUUCUAUUUCAUUUCAUUUGAGGAUUUUUGCAUUCAUCCCUUUUUUUGUGUGUGUGAAACCAACACAUAAAAAAACUGAGAGUUAAAGAUUAAAGUUAGAUCAGAUAAUUGAGUUAUAAAUUAACAAUAAACCUAGAGAUACCAGUGUUACUCUGUUAUGGCGCCUUACGAAAGCAUUUAUACCAAACUGACACAAACUUCAUUGCAUUGCUAACCUGUUGUGAACAGACCAGCCCAAAGUGGUGCAUAAUUGUCAAACAGAACCACCGUUUGAUUCGAUUGCGAGUCUUUUUCUGUGUGUUUGUGCCAGAUUUGCAUAUCUACAGUAGAAGAACUUUUUUCUGAGACUUCAUUGCAAGACGUCUUAAGCUCAGCCAGCCUGGACAAAAACUACAGCAUGAUGCUGCCACCUCCAUGUAACAAUAUUAGAUUUAGAUUCACUUCACAAUUAUGCACUACUUUUCUGUCACAUAAAAUCUCAUUAAAAUACACUGAUGUUUGUUAAAUGUAAAAAAAAAAAAAAAAAACGGUCAAUGCUUUUGCAAGGAACUUUCUAGUUUAGGGGUGUGCAACGCCAGGCCUCGAGGGCCGGUUUCCUGCAACUUUUAGAUGUGUCUCUACUUCAACACGCCUGAGUCAAAUAAUGAGGUC
Molecule: messenger RNA, 2880 nt
Organism: Poecilia reticulata (guppy)
Lineage: Eukaryota; Metazoa; Chordata; Actinopteri; Cyprinodontiformes; Poeciliidae
Gene: frmd8
Product: FERM domain containing 8
Biological process (GO): negative regulation of canonical Wnt signaling pathway
Cellular component (GO): plasma membrane; cytoskeleton
Source: RefSeq, a predicted model, not a curated record